GGGCUCACAGAGUAAUUCCCGGGAAUUUGCCCUAUUUGAAAGCCCUCAAUUCUUCGCGUAAUUUGAUUUCCCGCUCUGAAAACCCUAACUACCACUGAGACUAAGUUGAGCUGAGAAGAGAAGCUGGGAGCGAAUGGGGCAGAAGCAGCGUUCGAGUUCCGAUGCCGACAACGAAGUCAAGAAACGACGCCGUGUUGGUUUCUCAGGCGUUGAUUCUGGAGUUGAGGCCAAAGACUGCAUCACAAUCUAUCUAGUUUCAAGCAAGGAAGAAUUCGAUGCUCCAGAGAGUUUUGUCAUUCAUCCUGUGGAUCUGAAUAGCUUUUUUGAUGAUGAUGGGAAAAUUUAUGGCUAUGAGGGUUUGAAGAUUACCAUCUGGGUUAGCAGCAUAUCAUUUUAUGCAUAUGCUGAUAUUACAUUCCAGAGUUCAUCUGAUCGAGGCAAAGGGGUCACAGAUUUGAAAUCUGCUCUUCAGACAAUUUUUGCUGAGACUCUUGUUGAUAGCAAGGAUGAAUUCCUUCAGAAAUAUUUGGUGGAUAACGACUUUGUUAGAACAAACAUCUCAAAUGGAGAAGCUUUGAAGCACAAAGCUUUCCAGGGGAACAUUUCUGAUUAUAAUCCACAUACAGAUUCAUCUACUUCUACUGUUGAGGUUGUCCGUUUGGUGGCAGGCAACAUGACUACUGGACAACUUUACAGUCAUCUAAUACCCCUCACACUACUUCUCGUUGAUGGUAGCAGUCCUAUUGAUGUUACUGAUUCACAGUGGGAGCUGUAUGUUUUGUGUCAGAAGAAAACUGAUCCGCAGGGAGAGAUCCAAUGUAGGUUGAUUGGUUUUACUGCUGUUUAUCGAUUUUAUCACUAUCCUGAUGAUUCCCGAUUACGACUAAGCCAGAUACUGGUAUUACCUCCUUACCAGCACAAGGGUUAUGGUCGAUUCCUUCUAGAGGUGCUAUAUGAUGUUGCUAUAUCUGAAAAUGUUUUUGACUUCACGGUAGAAGAGCCAUUAGAUCACUUCCAACAUGUUCGUACUUGUGUUGACUCACUUCGCCUGCUUCAGUUUUACCCAAUUCAGAAUAUAGUUACUAAAGCUGUUUCACUUCUGAAGCAAGGAAAGUUAUCAAAGAAAGCAAAUUGUCCUCGACUUUUGCCACCUCCCAGCGCAAUUGAGGAUGUUAGGAAAAGUCUGAAAAUUAACAAGCAGCAGUUUCUCCAGUGUUGGGAGGUUUUGAUCUACAUUGGCCUUAAUCCUGUUGACAAGAACACGGAGAACUUUGUUAGUAUUAUUUUGAACCGUGUUAAGUAUGAUAUCUUAGGGAAAGAUUCUGGGACGUCUGGGAAGCAGCUUAUUGAAGUACCAAGUGAUGUUGAUCAGGAGAUGUCAUUUGUCAUGUUCAGAUCAGAAGCCAACGAAGCUAGUAGUGUGCAAAUGGAUGACAAUCAGGCUAAUCAAGAAGAGCAACUCCAGAGGUUAGUUCAGGAAAGGGUGAAAGAAAUUCAGUUGAUUGCGGAAAAGGUAACCCUGCAUCUUGGGAGCUCAGGGGUGGUGGUUAAUUAGAUUUGUCCUUAUAAAGAUGGCAUGGGAUGACAAGGUCAUGCAUCUAUGAUAUUGUGUGAUUGUUUUCUCGUGGACCUAUUAAGAGUUUGUUUUUCUGGACAAACACUCGGUAGUGUAUUUGGGUUCUUCUUCUAGGAUAUAUUUUAAGAUUCUCUUAUAGUAUUCUGUGAAGGAACCAGUGAUCUAUUAAGCUGUAAUUAACUGAGAUUAACCACAACAAAGUUGAUUGAGUGACAUUCAGUUGUUAUUGUCCA
Molecule: messenger RNA, 1809 nt
Organism: Glycine soja
Lineage: Eukaryota; Viridiplantae; Streptophyta; Magnoliopsida; Fabales; Fabaceae
Product: histone acetyltransferase type B catalytic subunit-like
Exons: 10
Coding region: 134-1555 (473 amino acids)
Biological process (GO): subtelomeric heterochromatin formation
Cellular component (GO): nucleus
Molecular function (GO): histone H4 acetyltransferase activity
Source: RefSeq, a predicted model, not a curated record